GUAUUAGAUGAUGUAUAAAUCCCCCACCCCCUCUCAUAAUCCAAAUUGCUUUUCAUUUUGAGCAUCCAAUCAUCUUCUUGUCUCCAUAAAUCUCUCCUAAAUUAUCAUAAUCCCAUUUCUCUAAACCCUAGUAUUUCAAUUUUCUAAUCACCAUUUGAGCAUAAAGACAAGAAAACCCUUUGAAAAAUUUCAAGAUUCUGUGGUUAGUAGCAUCAAAUUAUGGACCAAAAACACCCCACCACCAAAAUCCCACACCAUGAAAGUGAAACCCCACCUCAUUCCCAAUCAACAAACUUAAUAACCUUCCCAAACGGAAAAACACACCACCACCAUCCACCGCCGCACACCGCUGCGCCCGCAUACAAAGAAUGCCUCAAGAACCAUGCCGUCGCCAUCGGGGGACACGCCUUAGACGGCUGCGGCGAGUUCAUGCCUUCACCAACUUACUCACCAACACAACCCUCAUCUUUUAAAUGCGCGGCGUGUGGAUGCCAUAGGAACUUCCACCGCCGCGAACCCACCCAAUUUAUAGAUUACCCCCGACCCCACCAAACCUCAACCCCCACCUCUAAAUCCCCGGGGUCGCCAGCUAAUGCUGAACCGACAAACUACGCAUUCGGUCAGCAUCUGCUGCUGUCCCUGGGAACAGGCCCAAGGACAGCAACAGCGGAUCAGAACCACACUGUGGCGACGCCAGGGACACCAUCGGGGGUUAAGGUGAGUGGGAAUAAGCGGUUCCGGACAAAAUUUAGUCCGGAACAAAAACAGAAGAUGUUAAAUUUUGCUGAGAAAGUUGGUUGGAAGAUGCAGAGGUGCGAUGAUAAGAUGGUUACUGAUUUUUGCAAUGAGAUUGGAAUCAGAAGAAGAAUUUUUAAAGUUUGGAUGCAUAAUAACAAAAAUACUUCAGCAAAAAGAGAAAAAGAUACCACCAUCAACGCCACCGCAACAACCACCGUCGUCGCUGGCGGCGUUGCUGCCUCCGUAGUACGGAGUAAUGAGAGUUCUCAUCAAGAAAAUGGGUCGUCUUCUUCAUCUUAACUUUGUAAUAACUCCAAUUAACCCAUUUUAGGGUAAACUGAAUAAUAAACCUACUGGUUAGAUGAUUA
This is a messenger RNA of Helianthus annuus (common sunflower), 1106 nucleotides long. Its product is annotated as zinc-finger homeodomain protein 11. The transcript has a single exon. Gene Ontology annotation, molecular function: transcription cis-regulatory region binding; DNA-binding transcription factor activity. Bases 220 to 1038 code for a protein of 272 amino acids. Gene Ontology annotation, biological process: regulation of DNA-templated transcription; regulation of developmental process. The record is from RefSeq and is a predicted model, not a curated record. Gene Ontology annotation, cellular component: nucleus. Lineage: Eukaryota; Viridiplantae; Streptophyta; Magnoliopsida; Asterales; Asteraceae.